AUGGCAUUAGCUUCUUCAGCCUCACAAGAAACUGGAUCUGGACACUCUACCUACUGCCGUAAACAGAAAUCUCUAGGUCUCCUAUGUUCCAAUUUCUUGAGCUUGUACAAUCGGGAUGGUAUAGAAACCAUUGGACUUGAUGAUGCUGCAGCCAAAUUAGGUGUGGAGAGGCGGCGGAUCUAUGAUAUUGUGAAUGUUUUGGAAAGCGUUGGUGUUCUUGCAAAGAAGGCAAAGAAUCGGUAUUCUUGGAAAGGAUUUGGAGCAAUACCUAGGACUUUACAGGAGCUAAAGGAAAAGGGAUUGAAGGAGAGUUGUGAUGCAUCUGACAACAGCAGCUAUGCAAAAAGUUUCGAUGAUGACGAGGAUGAGGGAUUUUCAAAUCUCACUACUUCAAGUCAGGAUAACAAAUCAAACCCUAGUUGUGUCCCUGGAAUCUCAAGGUCAUCUAAAACUGAAAACAGGAAAGAAAAAUCGUUGGGACUUCUUACCCAGAAUUUUGUCAAGCUUUUCCUUUGCUCUAACGUGAAUAUGAUCUCUCUGGAUGAGGCAGCAAAGGUAUUGCUUGGAGAUGGUCAGGAUCCCUCUAUGAUGAGAACAAAAGUUAGACGGCUUUAUGAUAUUGCAAAUGUGUUGUCCUCCAUGAAUUUCAUUGAGAAGAUCCAUCACCCUGAAACGAGGAAGCCUGCCUUCAGGUGGUUGGGGAUGCCAGGAAAAUCCGAAAGUACAUCUGCUGUUGCUUGGCUUCUUAAUGAGUCUAAGAAAAGGACAUUUGGGACCGAGCUCACAAAUGCCAAUAUUAAGAGGACCAAGGUGGUUUCAUCUAUUUGUGUGAAUCCAGACCAGGAUAUGAAGAUGCAAUUGCAAGCACAAGUAAAAUGUGAGACUUUGCAAAAUGAGGUUGAAAGGAGCAAUUUGGAGCAGGAUUCAAGACAGACUCCACAGAAUUACCAGUUCGGUCCUUUUGCUCCAGUCACGGUGGCCCAAGCUGGAGCUCCUGAGAAGAACAAAGAGAACCAAGUUCAUGAUUGGGAAAGUCUAGCCUCCACUUAUCGGCCACAAUAUCACAACCAAGCUUUGAGAGAUCUCUUUGCCCAUUAUGUGGAAGCUUGGAAGUCAUGGUACUCUGAAGUUGCGGGGAAGAAGCCAAUACAACUAAUGUCCUAA
Messenger RNA from Ilex paraguariensis (yerba mate), 1164 nucleotides. The record is from the annotation of a GenBank genome assembly. NCBI's taxonomy places the organism in Eukaryota, Viridiplantae, Streptophyta, Magnoliopsida, Aquifoliales, Aquifoliaceae.